This is a messenger RNA of Echinops telfairi (small Madagascar hedgehog), 4442 nucleotides long. RefSeq names its product ADAM metallopeptidase with thrombospondin type 1 motif 10 (gene ADAMTS10). The transcript is spliced from 24 exons. The record is from RefSeq and is a predicted model, not a curated record. Lineage: Eukaryota; Metazoa; Chordata; Mammalia; Afrosoricida; Tenrecidae. The coding region runs from base 497 to 3811 and encodes 1104 amino acids. Gene Ontology annotation, biological process: extracellular matrix organization; proteolysis. Gene Ontology annotation, cellular component: extracellular matrix. Gene Ontology annotation, molecular function: metalloendopeptidase activity.
CCCUGCCCCGCGAGGUCACUAGGAGUCAGAAGCUCCCCGACGGCAGUGAGCCUUUGUGGGUCCUUUGUUUCGGCUUUGGUUCAUUUUUAUAGGAGUGGGGUCCGCGGGUCUUUUCUCACACACAGGGUCGCUUGGGGCUUUGAAACACUGACCCUCGUCUGUUAACAGCUGAGUGCUUCCGCCAGGAUUCAGUUAAGGUUACAGCCCAGAAAACCCCAUGGGACGGUGUCAGGGUCCCUGCAUAAACAGCAACAUGGUUACUGUUGGGGUCCCGGAAUGAAGAAGGAGCCUUCACAGUCUUCAAUUGAGAGUUAUCUUCUGGAAUCUUCAGGCCUUGGGCAUGGACUGUGUUGGCAGCUGGGCUUACCCCUGACCUCAACUUCUCACCUACCACCAGGAGCCCCGGGAUGCUGCCCAGGCUGUGAAGAGGGGAGGCAGUGCUGUGGGGGCUGCCGGCAGCCAGGGCUGGAGAGAGACAUGUGGACACGUGGACACCAUGGCUCCCGCCUGCCAGAUCCUCCGCUGGGCCCUUGCCCUGGGGCUGGGCCUCACCUUCCAGGUUGCACCGCAGGCCUUCCACUCUCAAGAUGAAUUCCUGUCCAGCCUGGGAAGCUAUGAGAUCACCUUCCCCACCCGUGUGGACCACAAUGGGGCACUGCUGGCCUUCGCGCCCCCGGCCCCCCGGAGGCAGCGCCGGGGCACCAGGGCCACAGCUGAAUCCCGCCUCUUCUACAAGGUGGCCGCACCCAGCACCCACUUCCUGCUGAACCUGACCCACAGCCCCCGCCUGCUGGCAGGGCACAUCUCCGUGGAAUACUGGACCCGAGAGGGCCUGGCCUGGCAGAAGGCUGCCAGGCGCCACUGCCUCUACGCCGGGCACCUGCAGGGUCAAGCGGGCAGCUCUCAUGUGGCCAUCAGCACCUGUGGGGGCCUGCAUGGCCUGAUUGUGGCCGACGAAGAAGAGUACCUGAUCGAGCCCCUGCAAGGUGGGGCCAAGGGAUCCCGAGGCCCAGAGGAAAGCGGCCCCCAUGUGGUGUACAAGCGCUCCUCCCUGCGUCACCCGCACCUGGACACAGCCUGUGGAGUGAGAGAUGAGAAGCCAUGGAAGGGGCGGCCGUGGUGGCUACGCACCCUGAAGCCGUCGCCAGCCAGGCCCCUGGGGAAUGAAACGGAGCGAGGCCAGCCGGGCCUGAAGCGCUCGGUCAGCCGUGAGCGCUACGUGGAGACGCUGGUGGUGGCCGAUAAGAUGAUGGUGGCCUACCACGGGCGCCGAGACGUAGAGCAGUACGUGCUGGCCGUCAUGAACAUUGUUGCCAAACUUUUCCAGGACUCGAGUCUGGGAAACAACAUUAACAUCCUCGUCACACGCCUCAUCCUCCUCACAGAGGACCAGCCCACCCUGGAGAUUACCCACCAUGCUGGCAAGUCCCUGGACAGCUUCUGUAAGUGGCAGAAAUCCAUCGUUAACCACAGCGGCCAUGGCAACGCCAUCCCAGAGAACGGGGUGGCCAACCAUGACACGGCAGUACUCAUCACACGCUAUGAUAUCUGCAUCUACAAGAACAAGCCCUGUGGCACGCUAGGCCUGGCCCCCGUGGGCGGGAUGUGUGAGAGGGAGCGGAGCUGCAGCAUUAACGAAGACAUCGGCCUGGCCACGGCGUUUACCAUCGCCCAUGAGAUCGGACACACGUUCGGCAUGAACCAUGACGGCGUGGGGAACAGCUGUGGGGCCCGCGGUCAGGACCCCGCUAAGCUCAUGGCUGCCCACAUCACGAUGAAGACCAACCCGUUCGUGUGGUCAUCCUGCAGCCGCGACUACAUCACCAGCUUUCUGGACUCGGGCCUGGGGCUGUGCCUGAACAACCGGCCCCCCAGACGGGACUUUGUGUACCCGACAGUGGCACCGGGCCAGGCCUACGAUGCGGAUGAGCAGUGCCGAUUCCAGCACGGAGUCAAAUCGCGCCAGUGUAAAUACGGGGAGGUCUGCAGCGAGCUGUGGUGUCUGAGCAAGAGCAACCGGUGCAUCACCAAUAGCAUCCCGGCCGCCGAGGGCACGCUGUGUCAGACGCACACCAUCGACAAGGGGUGGUGCUACAAGCGCGUGUGUGUCCCUUUCGGAUCACGCCCAGAGGGUGUAGAUGGAGCCUGGGGUUCGUGGACCCCAUGGGGUGACUGCAGCCGGACUUGUGGCGGCGGUGUGUCCUCUUCCAGCCGGCACUGCGACAGCCCAAGGCCAACCAUUGGGGGCAAGUACUGCCUGGGCGAGAGGCGGCGGUACCGGUCUUGCAACAUGGACGACUGUCCUCCAGGCUCCCAGGACUUCAGGGAGAUGCAAUGUUCCGAAUUUGAUAGCAUCCCCUUCCGAGGGAAGUUCUACACAUGGAAGACGUACAGAGGAGGGGGCGUGAAGGCCUGCUCCCUCACGUGCCUAGCCGAGGGCUUCAACUUCUACACGGAGCGGGCAGCUGCCGUAGUAGACGGGACACCCUGCCGCCCAGACACAGUGGACAUCUGCGUCAGCGGCGAGUGCAAGCACGUGGGCUGUGAUCGUGUCCUGGGCUCCGACCUGCGUGAGGACAAGUGUCGUGUGUGUGGUGGUGACGGGAGUGCCUGCGAGACCAUCGAGGGGGUCUUUAACCUAGCCUUGCUGGGGGCCGGGUACGAGGAAGUCGUCUGGAUUCCCAAAGGCUCCGUCCACAUUUUCAUCCAGGACCUGAACCUCUCCCUCAGUCACCUGGCCCUAAAGGGGGACCAGGAGUCCCUGCUGCUGGAAGGGCUUCCCGGGACCCCGCAGCCCCACCGCCUGCCCCUGGCUGGAACCACCUUUCACCUCCGGCAGGGGCCAGAGCAGACCCAAAGCCUGGAAGCCUUGGGCCCUAUCAACGUAUCUCUCGUUGUCAUGGUGCUGGCACGGACAGAACUACCCCCCCUCCGCUACCGCUUCAACGCGCCCAUCUCCCGCUACGCCCUGCCGCCCUACACCUGGCACUACGCGCCCUGGACCAAGUGCUCUGCUCAGUGCGCUGGUGGCAGCCAGGUGCAGGCGGUGGAGUGCCGCAGUCAACUGGACAGCGCGGCCGUGGCCCCGCACCACUGCAGCGCCCACAGCAAGCUGCCCAAGAGACAGCGUGCCUGCAACACAGAGCCCUGCCCGCCAGACUGGGUCGUAGGGAACUGGUCCCGCUGCAGCCGCAGCUGUGACGUCGGCGUGCGCAGCCGUUCUGUUGUGUGCCAGCGCCGCGUGUCUGGUGCGGAGGAGAAGGCGCUGGACGACAGCGCAUGCACACAGCCCCGUCCUCCCGUGCUUGAGGCCUGCCAGGGUCCCACCUGUCCUCCAGAGUGGGCCGCCCUUGAUUGGUCUGAGUGUACCCCCAGCUGUGGGCCCGGCCUCCGCCACCGCGUGGUCCUUUGUAAAAGCGCUGACCAACGUGCCACACUAGCCCCUGCGCACUGCUCACCCGCAGCCAAGCCACCAGCCACCAUGCGCUGCAACUUGCGCCGUUGCCCCCCGGCCCGCUGGGUUGCCGGCGAGUGGGGCGAGUGCUCCGCGCAGUGUGGCUUCGGGCAGCAGCAUCGCCCCGUGCGCUGUAACAGCCACACGGGCCAGCCAUCGCGGGAGUGCACCGAGGCGCUGAGACCUCCCGCCACGCAGCAGUGCGAGGCCAAGUGCGAGAGUGCACCCGCUGAGGACGGCCCAGAAGAGUGCAAGGAUGUGAACAAGGUCGCUUACUGCCCCCUGGUGCUCAAAUUCCAGUUCUGCAGCCGAGCCUACUUCCGCCAGAUGUGCUGUAAAACCUGCCAGGGCCGCUAGGGGACGGACGCGCGGCACCUGGAGCCACAGCUGGGCGCCCACGGGUGGGAGGGGAGGCGGGGUGGUAGCGCUGAGUGUGAGAUCUGCCCUGGGCUGGUCGAGGGGGCGGAGCAGGUGGGAGCUGGAGGUGAAAGGUGGGGUGGAACCUGAAGUUAUUUAUUGACGGGCCCCCAGACUGGGGAUGGGGAGGAGUUAAUCACCUCCAGGGUCCCUCUUCAGCCCCCCUGCCAGUUCACAUGGUAAGACACGCCCCCUCCAGGAUGGGAUUGGGCGGGGACAGCUAUUCUCCCUAAGAUGCCUUACCCCCCACCCCUAGGGAGUCCCUUUGAUGGGAAUAUGUACUGUGAAGAGGGGGGAAGGGAAAGGGGGGUCUACUGGUGCUCUGUCCCCACCACUGCCCGUCCCCCUCCACUCCGAGCUGGGAGGAGGGGGCUUAGCACCACCAUCCCCCUGACCAGACCAGCUGCAGGAGUGUCGAGGAGCUGGGAAGAUUCAAGCCAGCCUCAGCCCUGCCUGCCCCAGGGCGGCCUGCCAUCCAGCUUCCCCGAUUCAUGGUGCUACAGGCCCUGCCCUGGGGCCCACAAACGCCACACCGGGAAGCCCCCUCAUCAAUAAAGUUUUGUCUCGUGUA